Pogonomyrmex barbatus (red harvester ant) is the source of this 2161-nucleotide messenger RNA. RefSeq lists its product as uncharacterized. Lineage: Eukaryota; Metazoa; Arthropoda; Insecta; Hymenoptera; Formicidae. The record is from RefSeq and is a predicted model, not a curated record.
AUGGAGGAUUCACAAAACAUUCAACGUAUCUUCCUAGUGGAUAUCGGACCCGAUAUCAGAUGUCAAACGCGGUUCGUUCAUAUUGCAGCAUCUGUAACUUGUAUCAUUAAUGAAAGUUUGAGAUUGAAAAUUGUCAGGUAUUUUGGCAAUAACGUUUGCGUCUAUUUCAUUUUCGGUUAUUGCACUGCUUCGUUGGCUGACGCGACUGUUUAUCAUUCGGUGCAAGCCUUACGGUUAAAAACGACGAGCAAUUGUGAACGAUAUGGAGCCCGGGUAAACCGACCGCCUGUGGACUACUGUGCGGUAGUAAUCAUAGUCACUCCGAACAGUCAACGACACUCGCAAGAUCCGCAAGUGGAUAACAGACUAACGAUGCCGUAUCUAUCGGCCUUGUUUCCGUUGAUCUUCCUGCUGGCUGGAGUCAACGCGGCUGGCAUCGGCGAAGCUUGGCAAGUUAUGCCGCAUGUGAAAUCGGUCUACACGGAUCAUCCGUUUCGACCACGAUUGGACUCCUCGGCAUUUGAAGUUCGUACUGUAAGCGGAGUGGGUCGUCUUGCACCGUUCGACGAAUCGCGAGACGCUCAGAAACACCCGGAACACACCACGCCGAGUUUCGUGGAGCCAAACACCGUGCCGGAGGGGCCCAAAGAAGUCUUUCAUGAGAAUAAAAGUCUCGAGCGUUUUCGGAAACUCUUGGAGGAUUCAUCGUACAGCAAUGGCGAGAUUGAAGAUGAUGUUAAAAGUGACGGUAUACCUAUUCAAAAGAUAUUCCAGAAGACGCUUAUGAUGAGAAUUUUGCAUGCGGACAAGGAGAACGACGACGACGACGACGACGACGACGACGACGACAACGAGCAAACUACGCGAGGGACUGUACAGCGUAUUCGUAGGCAAGCGGAGAACGAGACGAGUAUGGAAAAGAUCUCGACGAUGAAGAGCGUGCGCGAGGCUCGUCUAAGCUCCCCCGAAACGUGGUCGACCGCGGCGCAGCCGAUCUCGGUGGAGUUUCGCCAUCGCAUCCCGUUGGAUCAGGUGAUCCAGCAGCAACAGGAGGAGGAGGAGGCCGCCGCUCUGUCCAGCAUCUAUCGUAGACAUCAAGCACCCCGGGUGGACUUUGUAACCGGCCAGAAUCGACGCUAUCCGGAUUACCGCGAGUCGCGGGAUAUACCGCUCGCGAAGAACUACGACGACUACGAGCAGACGUCCUGGUAUAGAAACGCGAUUCGCGAGAGGGAUUACGAGUACCCGUCGUAUCGUCGUGGAUACAGUUACCAGUAUCCCGAUCGUUACAGGAUGGAGAGGGAUUAUUACAUGCGCUCGCCGAGCGAUCAGUACUACUACGAUCGUUACGAUCGUUACAGAGACGACGACCUCGAUCUCUAUGGGAGAAAUCGGCCAUCCGCGCCGAAGCCCAGACGGAUCAUCUAUUACGCCACCCUGCCCGAGAUCGUGAGGAAACCGGUGGACCUGAGGAACUACCCGCGAUACGACGCGAAUGCGAUCAGGACGCCGGUCACGCGGGACGACGCUUAUAAACGCAUACCCGGCAACGUUGAUCCUGGCAAAUAUCGAUACAGACAGUCGUACGGCGGUUACGAUCCCUACACAAAGAGAUCGAGCUAUUACGAUCGUCCGUACGGAUAUCCCGAGGGCGAUUCACGGCGAGUCAGGGUGUCGACCAAGGAGGACUUGAGAAACGACGGAUUCGGAGGAGUGAGCAACGAGAGGAAAGUGAGCAAUCUCAUAGCGAUCAGGGACGACGAGUCCGGCAAGCUGCCCUGGCCCGUGCAAAUCGGUGCGGAAGUUAGCAUUAAGGAUGAUGAGAGAAUCCCCGGCCGGAAGAUCUUUGGCGAGUCGAGCGUCGGCUAUGAGAGAUUCCAGAGUGCGCAGUUGCAGAAAGCGCCGGAUGCCACAGGAUCCAGCGAGUUCCAAAGCGACAAUUAACACGUUGAGGAUUGCGCGCGUUUCAUUACAUAAAGAAAGGCUAUAAUUCUAGACUUAUCUCACGUGGGAUUACAUGUAUAGUCACGAUAUUAUCGAAAUCACAAUUUGGAAAGGAUAAUUUUGGGCUAUAUAUGAUAUUGAAAUGAUAUUGAAUACGCGAUGAUAAAAUAUACAAUUUCAAAUAUAAGUAUUCAAAUAUAUGAUAAUUCAAGAAAUA